Messenger RNA from Lolium perenne, 1761 nucleotides. RefSeq lists its product as uncharacterized. Lineage: Eukaryota; Viridiplantae; Streptophyta; Magnoliopsida; Poales; Poaceae. The record is from RefSeq and is a predicted model, not a curated record.
CUCUUCUCCUCUCCUCUCCUCUCCUCUCCCCUCCGCCGCCGCAAUCCUCUUCUCCUUCCCGUCUCGUAAUUUCUCCCUGCAACUGGUGUCCCGCCCGCCCGCCCGCCUGCCUGCGUUUUGUUUCGUUUGUUAGUAGUACUAUGAAUCUUGGAGAGCUGGAGUGCCAGCAGACGCCAUCAACUGCCCCCGCCGCCUUCGUCGGUCCCAGUCCUCUCCUCGGACCGAUUCAGCAUCUGCUGAGCAGUUCUAACGGAACUUGGAACCACACGCACGCCGUCGCAAUGUAGUGGUAGGUGGAUUCUUGGCAAGAAGCGGAUUUUAGGCAGUUCCAGUGCGAUUUGCGGAUUUCGCGGCGGUUUAAUUAGGGACCAUUUUUACCCUCUUGGUACUUGCUGGUAGGGAGUAGUAGACUAUUACUAGUAGGUGGCUAAUGUUCUUGUUACCUGCCUUUGAUCGGUAAAGAACUAAAAACGAGAGCAUUUGAGACGCAUUUGCAUCGGCCUCCUGCUGCGUAGUAGAAAUUAGUUGAGACAUGUUUUUGUUUUCAAAAAAAAGUUGAGGCACGCUUUUGUCCGUGCGCUAUGAAAUGGAGUGUUGUGGGAGUUCUGUUUUUUUUUUCUCUGAAGAAAAUAUCAUUCCUCUUUUUUUUUUGUGAACUGCGUUUGCAUCACCCUUUUGCGGUUUUGCCACUUCAUCUUACUUCACUGUCCCGGUUGGUUCGCUGGUAUAUUACUUGUACAUUUGGUGGAAUCCACACUAUACCAGGUUUGCUGUUUUCUGUAAAACUCUAGUUAAUUUCAGGCUCUCAAUUUCUCUUCUUGUUGUUCAGUUACUCUCAAUGUUCUUUUCAUUUUCAACUUGAUCUGGAUGGUUGGGAAGGUGACAUUAUACCCUCUGCGACACACUUUCUGUAGGUUAAUUUGGAACACAAGUAACCCACGGUCCCGUCCAUAUCCAUCUACAGGAAACUGAACAAAACAGUGCAAAGCUUUGUUUUGAAUCAGGUUAUUGAUGUAUGCGGAAAUGGCCUUGAAUUUUUUUUAAAGGAGCCAGAUCACAAGCAUGGACAGGACAGCGAAUGUAGUAUUGGAUAUUGAGGGUCUGCAUCAACAACCUGAUAAAUGCUGCUCUGGAAGUCCAAAGAUGGCCAGAGCCUUAUCACGUAAGGGUUCAAAUCGCAUGGAGAGGAGAGGCGGCGAAGAGCAGGAGCCAGAUGAUUUGGCAAAAAAACUUAUCAUUAAAGUUGUGCCAUCUCAACUGGAGCAUCCUAAGUUGCCGCUAGCACAGAACAAAAUUUUGGUUACUCCGCAAUGUACUGCAUCUGCACCUGUUUUAACUGACCCUAUUGAAGGAAGGAGCAAAAGAUUCAGCCGACUCACGUCAUAUCAUCCCCGGAGAAUCCUUCUCUUCUUUGCAACCUUGUCGAGCCUCGGGACGAUGACACUGAUAUACUUCACGCUCGCCAUCAACAGCAGACCAGAAGCAUAGGCCCCGUCGUUCGUCCAGCAAAACGGAACAGCUACAAGUUGGGCAGGCAGGCGUGGGAGUGAUACAUUCCAUAGCUAGGAAGAAAGUCUUGUUUCUUUUCCGGAUUUUGUUUUGUUAAGGGUGAAAGAAGGAAGCUAGAGUACCUCCAUAGCCGAAUUAACAGUAGCAGCAGCAGUGAUGAUGCGUACAUACAGACUACAAUCAGGCUGUCAUUUCAUCUCCGAUAUGCUGGUCGAUCAGUCGGCGUUCAUGAUCGAUCUGCCCUGACGCUCA